Molecule: messenger RNA, 1115 nt
Organism: Alosa sapidissima (American shad)
Lineage: Eukaryota; Metazoa; Chordata; Actinopteri; Clupeiformes; Clupeidae
Product: draxin-B-like
Exons: 7
Coding region: 63-923 (286 amino acids)
Biological process (GO): Wnt signaling pathway; axon guidance
Cellular component (GO): extracellular region
Source: RefSeq, a predicted model, not a curated record
GACACAAUUGGAGCCUCCUGUAUGUGAAUAUUGUACACAGAAGGAAGCCUUUGCAUUCUAAAAUGAAGGCUAUUUCCUGGUGCCUCUUCUCUGCUCUGCUUCUUACUACAUUCACCAUGAUACACUGCAACAAGAAUCCAGCUGAACCUGCAAAGAUUGAGAACGGCCUGUUAGUCCACCUCAAGCCCUCGGCACACCGCAGCCUGCACAGACGAAGACACAGCGGACGCCAGAAGGAUGGGAACGCAAUGGCCAUUCAUGGAGGUUCCUCACAACCAGACUACUGGCCACUGGACGGAGAACCAGAGGUGGAGGGCUUGACCCCUGUCAGGCUCGAGAUGGGCCCCACAGAGUGGGCUGACACAGGGGGAAGUGAGGGCUCGGAGGAGAGACCUCAUGCAUACAACACUGGGCACAAAACGCAUGCACCCAUGCGUGCUAAAGACUUUAUGUGGGAAAGGAGCAGUGCUGGAAAGCACACUCACAGCGGUCAUUCUGCUGGAAGUCAGAAGCAGAUUGAAGGACUGCAGAACCUGGCCUCCAAACUACACAUGAUGCUGUCAGAUAGGACCGCUUCUAAACACACAACACCUCUGGACACUGGAGCAACCCACGCCAACACAGACAAAGGAAAUGCUUGGGAAUGGAGAAGUGGAAAUAUGACAGAUACGCAUGGGAAGAACACUGUGACAUGUGACCACCACGUUGACUGCCCUCUAGGCUCCUGUUGUGAUCUGAGAAAGCAUUUCUGUGAGGUCCACAACCGCAGCCUCAACAACAAGUGCUAUGCGGACUGCAUGUGUGAGGAAGGAUUUCGCUGCUAUACCAAAUUUCAUCAAAGUCAACGCGUCAAACAGAAGCGAGGCCGCUGUGUAGAUCCCGACAUGGUGAACAUGAAUCAGGGAGCAUUCAUAACCACCUGAACAAAACAGAAAAAUGACUUGUCACCUGUGUGUGUGUGUGUGUGUGUGUGUCUCUUUGUCCCUUUCCCCCAUUCUCUUUUCCACACAAAUCUAGUCUUGGUCUCUUAGCCCUACACAGGGCUCAAGCUGAGAGUCAACAUAUUUCCACAAUUAAGUUCAAGGUGAUUUAAAACUUAGUCGUCCUGUUUUAAC